This is a messenger RNA of Pararge aegeria (speckled wood butterfly), 1824 nucleotides long. Its product is annotated as zinc finger protein 845-like. The transcript has a single exon. Gene Ontology annotation, cellular component: nucleus. Bases 1 to 1824 code for a protein of 607 amino acids. The record is from RefSeq and is a predicted model, not a curated record. Lineage: Eukaryota; Metazoa; Arthropoda; Insecta; Lepidoptera; Nymphalidae.
AUGGAAGAUAAUAAUUCUAAUCAAAAUAAAACCAUUACGUCAGAAAUGGAAAAACACAAAAACAAUAUCAUAGUCAUAUUACAAAACACGAAUGCAACACCUUUCCAAAGACACAGUGAUAUUGCAUUUGCUUGUUGCUUUUGCAAGAACCAGUACUUAAAUCCAAAAGAGUUGAAAGCACACACACUCAAUGACCAUAAUGAAAGUGAAAUUAAAGAAAUUUGUAAAAGAAAAAAUUUGCGGUACUAUCUAAUGAAGUUGGAUGUAACAGACUUAGUUUGCAACAUCUGUAAUGAAGGAAUAAGUACCCCCCAAGGAUUGUUUGAGCACCUGGAGGGUCAUGGCAAAAAGAUAUACACGGAUAUGGGCAGCAGAAUUAUACCAUUCAGAUUCAAUACCGAAAAACAUGAAUGUGCGAUUUGCUCAGAGGUUUUUUGCAAAUUUAAAAAUUUACGCGAACAUCUGAAUAUCCACUUCAAAAAUUAUGUUUGUAAAUUCUGCGACACUGGUUUUAUUACUUUGGGAUUGCUAGCUUCGCAUGAAGCAAGCCAUAAUUUUGGUACGUUCCAGUGUGAUUAUUGCGAUAAAAGAUUCUAUACGUGCAAGAGCAAAAAGAUACACGAGAGAUUAUUACAUAGAGACAAAAUUGAAGAGAAACUAAUGACGCAAGACGAAGAUAACGACAAAGAAAGCGAUAAUAAAGCAAUAGACCAAGCAAAGGUAGAAGCAGAUUCUUCAGCUAAUUUAGGAGUUAUAAGACUUCACAAGAUGGAAAAAGAAAAACAUCAUGAUAAUAUCCUUGUGGUUUUGGAGAAUACAAACGCAACGCCUUUCGGAAAAUGUACCGACACCGGAUACGACUGCUUAUUAUGCACACAAAAAUUUUUCCACCCUAAAGAUUUAAAGGAGCACAAAUUAACAACUCAUACCACCGAUGAAUUCUUAAGCCUGUGUAAACAAGAACGUUUACGCUCUUACAUUGUAAAACUAGAUAUAACUGGCUUAUUAUGCAAAAUUUGUAAUAAUCGAGUCGAAUCUUGGGACAAUUUGUUCGAGCAUUUGGAGAAUCACGGCAAAUUUAUCCACAGGGAUAUAAACAACCACAUAAUACCAUUCGUAUUCGAUAGCGAUAACCCAUUGCAAGUCUGUGCCAUUUGCGCGAUCGCCUUCCACAAGGUCAAACUUCUCCGUGAGCAUAUGAAUACUCAUUUCCCCAACUACAUUUGCGAUGUCUGCAACGCUGCUUUCAUCACAGAAAGGAUGCUAAGCGCGCACAUACAAUGCCAUAAAACCGGAGUUUUCAAAUGCGGCUUGUGCGAAAAGAGCUUCAAAACUUACAGGAGCAGACGGGCCCACGAAUACAUGGUCCACGUUAAGUCGAACCACGCAAGCAGAUGUGGCUUCUGUAAGAAAACGUUCAAGUCAUACGCACAUAAGACCGAACACCUAAAAACCGUUCCCGGCGUCAUUCUGAACGAACUCAGAUGUUCAGUCUGUGACCGGACUUUCAAAAGCCAACCUCUGUUGACUACGCAUGUCAAGAGAGAUCAUUUGAUGGAACGCCAUUACAAGUGUAACGAAUGCGAAAAGACGUUCUUCAAUAAAAUUUAUUUAAAAAGUCACAUGGUGACGCACACUGGGAUAAGAAAUUUUGAAUGCGAGGUGUGCAAGAAAACUUUCGCGUGGAGUAAAAUUCUGAAGAAACAUAUGCGUGCUCACAUGGACGAUCGAUCGUUUAAAUGCAAUCGAUGCGAGAAGGCUUUUGUCCAGAAACUCAAUUGGCAGAAUCAUAUGCGGAAGAAGCAUAACGAGGAAGUUAGUUAA